AUGGAUGGUUUGAAAGAUGUGCAUGGUGGAACGAAGCCAAACCAAUCCUAUCCGUACCUAAUGUUACGUGCUUCGGCUGCGGAACGCAAUUCUGCUGCUAUAGCUAAUGUUCUUUCAAUGUAUCUUCGAGAUAUAGAUAGAGAUACGAAGCUACUGGAAAUUUCUUCGGGUACUGGACAACACAUCAUAAAUUUCGCCGAGAAGUUCCCUUCUGUUACGUUUCAACCGUCCGAAAUCGACGCUAGAUCUCUUCAUAGUAUCGUCGCCUACAUUGAUCAUUACAGGCUUGCUAAUGUUCGAGUGCCGUUGUUCAUCGAUGUCACGAAACCGGUGAACCAGUGGGCUCUUCCAGCCGACUAUGGUCCAUUAGCAGUAGACGCUUCUAGUAUACUAUUAAGACGUGGUACAGGACUUCUUAUUACAUAUGGACCAUAUGCAAUUGAUGGAGUUAUUUCACCUCAAAGUAAUGUCGAAUUUGAUGACAGUCUACGCAGUCGAAACCCUGAGUGGGGCUUAAGAGAUGUCCGAGAUCUGAAUGAGUUGGCUAUGCGCUGUGGUAUGCGAUUGGUGGCUCGACACGACAUGCCUGCGAAUAAUCACAUGUUGAUAUUCAGCCGAGAUUGA
This is a messenger RNA of Ostertagia ostertagi, 624 nucleotides long. NCBI's taxonomy places the organism in Eukaryota, Metazoa, Nematoda, Chromadorea, Rhabditida, Trichostrongylidae. The record is from the annotation of a GenBank genome assembly.